Messenger RNA from Neltuma alba, 3444 nucleotides. Its product is annotated as calmodulin-binding transcription activator 4. Gene Ontology annotation, molecular function: transcription coregulator activity; protein binding; double-stranded DNA binding. NCBI's taxonomy places the organism in Eukaryota, Viridiplantae, Streptophyta, Magnoliopsida, Fabales, Fabaceae. The transcript is spliced from 14 exons. The coding region runs from base 342 to 3176 and encodes 944 amino acids. The record is from RefSeq and is a predicted model, not a curated record. Gene Ontology annotation, cellular component: nucleus. Gene Ontology annotation, biological process: regulation of transcription by RNA polymerase II.
UCCCGUUCGGUUUUUUCCUCUUCGUGAAAGAGGCCCAAUUUGCAGCGCCAGGCGCCAGUCCCAGUUAAAAUAAGUGGUCAUUCUCCUGCUUCAGCGUCUUUGUUCUGCCUAUUUCUUGGUCGUUUCGUGCUGUGGAGCAAAUCUCGAGCAGGCUUUUCGGUUCCGUACGAGGCGAUUCUGGUCUUCGUCGGUUCAGUUGACUCGAAUUGGAAUGCUCUCUCUGCAAUUUGACCAAUUCUGGUUUUACUGAGAUUGGAUACCAUGCAAACUGGUAAACAUGUUACAAUAUUAAUGAUCUGUACCAAGAAGCUCAAAAGCGAUGGCUGAAGCCUGCAGAGGUGAUGUACAUUUUACAGAAUCAUGAACAGUAUCAGAUUACUCAAGAGACCCCUCAACAGCCAUCCAGUGGAUCCUUGUUUCUGUUUAACAGAAGAGUUCUACGCUUUUUUCGAAAAGACGGUCAUAAUUGGCGGAAGAAAAGAGAUGGAAGAACUGUGGGAGAAGCACAUGAACGACUUAAGGUUGGAAAUGUUGAAGCCUUAAAUUGUUAUUAUGCACACGGAGAGCAGAACCCCACUUUUCAGAGGCGAAGCUAUUGGAUGUUGGAUCCGGCUUAUGAGCAUAUUGUUCUGGUACAUUACAGAGAAACCAGUGAGGGAAGGUCUAAUUCUGGACCUGUCACACAACAGUCACCAGGCUCCUCAUCUGCAUUUAUUCAGAGUCCUAGCUCAUACGCUACCCAGAAGCUGGGGUCAACAUCCACGUUUGGUGAUUCAUAUGAACCUAAUCAGAGUUUUUCCAGUCCUGGAUCAGUAGAAUUUACAUCUGAUACAUUCAUCAAGACUAAUGGAAAAAAUCACUCGGAUGGAACAGAGGCGGAGUCAGGAAAUUCACCUGAACUUGAGGUUACUCAGGCCUUGCGCCGACUGGAGGAGCAGUUGAGUUUGAAUGAGGACAUCUUCAAAGAAAUUGAUUCCUUCAGCAGUGAGCAGGAGAACACAUAUGAUUCUAGUCCCCAACAAAAUACAAUGGCAAUCAACAAUCAAGAUGUUACUGCAGCUUGGCCUGCACUGAGUGAUCAAGGCCAAUCUUAUGAUGGACAUGGUGCCAGACAAGGCCAUAAUUGCUCUGAUGGAAUUGAGAAGACUUUAUACUGGAAGGAGAUGCUGGAUUCAUGCAAGCCCCUGUCCUCAGCCAAUUUGCAGGAGAAACAUGUGUACAGACCGGCUGGAAAUGAAAACUCACUUUCUUCUUCGGGAAGGUUACCAAUUGCCAACAAGGAAAGCAGUCACUGGAUAAGCUUUGGCAGUAACAAUGCUGAAAAAUCUGCCUUUUCACUGACUCAAGACAUUCAUGGAGUGGGAUUUUCUCCAUAUUCUUCUAUAGAAACUCAAGAAGCUAAUUUGGACUAUGCAUCAUUUUUUGACCAAAACCAAGUUGAAGCUCCUCUGGAUGUAGAUUUAAGUUUGACUGUUGCACAAAAGCAGAAGUUCACAAUUAAGGAAGUAUCUCCAGGAUGGGGUUAUGCUAAUGAAGCCACGAAGGUUAUCAUUGUGGGAUCAUUUCUUUGUCCUCCUACAAGUUCUACCUGGGCUUGCAUGUUUGGUGAUGUUGAAGUUCCUGUUGAAAUAAUUCAAGAUGGUGUGAUCCGUUGCGAAGCUCCAUCUCACCUUCCUGGAAAGGUUACUCUAUGCAUUACUUCUGGGAAUCGGGAGUCCUGCAGUGAAGUUCGUGAGUUUCAGUAUCGCAGUAAGGAUAGUUGCCCUCACUGCAAUCCACUGGAAGCAGAAUCCACUAGAAGUCCUGAAGAACUGUUAUUACUUGUUAGAUUUGCGCAGAUAAUUCUUGCUGAUUCUUCUACGACGGAAUCUGGAAAUUAUGAACUGGAUAAACAGAAAUUUGAUGAUGAUUCGUGGAGCCAUGUUAUUGAGGCUCUUCUAGUUGGCAGUGGAACUUCAUCUGGUACUGUUGAUUGGCUUCUUGAAGAGCUUCUAAAGGAUAAGCUGCUGUCGUGGCUUUCUUCCAGAUCCCACAAAAGAAAUGAAGAGACAGGCUCUUCUUUGUCCAAAAAGGAGCAGGGCAUUAUACACAUGGCUGCUGGGUUGGGUUUUGAGUGGGCUUUGAAUCCCAUUCUCAGCUGUGGUGUGAACAUAAAUUUCCGUGACAUCAGUGGAUGGACUGCCCUACACUGGGCUGCACGCUUUGGGAGGGAAAAAAUGGUUGCUUCACUUAUAGCCUCUGGUGCCUCUGCUGGAGCAGUGACAGAUCCAACUGCCCAAGAUCCAACCGGUAAAACAGCUGCUUCUAUCGCAGCCAACAGUGGGCAUAAGGGUCUGGCAGGUUAUCUUUCUGAGGUAUCUCUAACAAGCCACUUAUCUUCCCUCACCCUGGAAGAAAGCGAGCUGUCUAAAGGUUCAGCUGAGCUUGAAGCAGAGUUAACUGUAAGUACUGUCUCCACGGAGCAUCUAACAGCCAGUGAAGAUCAGAUUUCACUCAAACAUACUUUGGCUGCUGUGCGUAAUGCAGCUCAGGCAGCUGCACGUAUACAGUCUGCUUUUCGUGCUCAUUCCUUUAGGAAAAGGAUAGAGAGGGAAGCUGCCAUUUCUGCAGCAGGUAUGGAUCGAUACGGUAUCAGUGAUAACAUUCCAGAGCUUUCUGCCAUGUCAAAACUUGCCUCUCAUAAUUCACGUGAUUACCAUUCAGCCGCCAUAUCAAUUCAGAAGAAAUAUCGAGGAUGGAAAGGCCGCAAAGAUUUUCUAGCAUUACGUAAGAAAGUAGUGAAGAUACAGGCUCAUGUAAGGGGUUACCAGGCUAGAAAGCACUACAAGAUUAUAUGUUGGGUAGUUGGGUUCUUUGACAAGGCUGUGCUACGAUGGAAGAGGAAAGGAGCUGGUUUACGAGGUUUUCGACAGGAGAGAAACUCAACUGAUGAAAAUGAAGAUGAAGACAUUCUCAAGGUGUUCCGAAAACAGAAAGUAGAUGAAGCAGUUGAACAGGCUGUUUCACGGGUGUUGUCCAUGGUUGAUUCUCCAAAUGCUCGUCAACAAUAUCAUCGCAUGCUUGAAAAGUUUCGUCAAGCUAAGGCUGAAGUCGGCAGCACAAGUCAAGGAGUACCGUUAUCUUUUCUGCAGGAGGCUUCCAAUAUGGAAGAUGAUGACUUAAACCAGCUUCUCUAGAUCCUAGAAGUAUCUUCCUGACUCCGGUUGACUCUGGUUGAUCAGUUUCUGGCUGCACCCUUUUUCCUCUCUGUUUUUGGUUUGAUUGUGUAUCUAUAUUUAGAUGUGUAGAACAAGCUGAAUCCUUUAGUUUGUAAAGCUAGCAAGUCUGUUUAGUGAUGAUCUUGAAGACGUUGCUUCUAAAGGGAAUCCUUGUAAGUUAAAUGUAAUAAUAAUGGCUUUCAAUGCUGGUAGCGUAUGAUUUUAAUGGAGAGUAAAUCUUCUUUCA